Molecule: messenger RNA, 644 nt
Organism: Arabidopsis thaliana (thale cress)
Lineage: Eukaryota; Viridiplantae; Streptophyta; Magnoliopsida; Brassicales; Brassicaceae
Product: VQ motif-containing protein
Exons: 1
Coding region: 107-478 (123 amino acids)
Cellular component (GO): nucleus
Source: RefSeq, marked reviewed
AUCAUUAUAUAUCAGAAGAACAUAACUUUCACAUUCAAAGAUCAAUAAAUAUCAGAAGAACAUAACUUUCACAUUCAAAGAAUUUUAAGCGACAUCUCAAGUCUCAAUGGAAGCAACAUCACAACAAUUUAUGUCUCAGAGUUACCUUAACGCUCAAGAAACCACCACAAGGGCAACGAAAAAUUACCUAACUUCGCUCCAUUCGACACGUAAACAACCUUCAAAGCCCUUGAAGAGGCCUGCAAUAUCAUCACCUUUGAAUCCAAUGCAUCCUCAUGUCUACCGAGUCGAGCCAGUAAACUUCAAAGUGUUGGUUCAGAGGCUAACCGGUGCACCUGAGCACGAGACUGUGCAGGCUAAACCGCUCAAGACUUCGGAUGAUGCAGCAAAGCAGAGUUCUUCGUCAUUUGCGUUUGAUCCAUCAUCAUCUUGGGGAGAUUUCUCAUUCCAAAAUCCUGCAAAUAUUUCCAGAUGGUAGCUUCUACUCUUGCAAAAUGCUUCUUUUGAUUGAAAUGCUUAACAUUCUUGUAUUUAUUUUUAGUUUGUUUUUAAUAAACCAGAAAGAUGUAAUCAUAUAUUUUUCAGACUCGCAUUCUAGAAUUAAUUUGUUAUGUCAUUUAUCUGUAACACACACAUAAUUUGUG